GCGCUUACUGAGAGAGAGAAGAGAGAGAAAGCAGAAGACCAGAGAAAGAGAAGAAGAAGAAGAAAUGGAGCUGGGCGGCCUCCAGAGAUCUGCGACGUCUUACCGCCGCCAGGGAUCCUCCGGCCUCGUGUGGGACGACAAGCUCAUCGCCGAAUUCAGUCGCCAGGCCGACGCCGAAAGGGCUGAAAGAGCCGCCGCCGAAGCAGCCGCCUCCGCCGCGGGCGACGGCGAAGGAGGAGAUCCGUCGUCAGGGGCCCCCGAUGCCCUCACCGACACCACGAACCUCCAGGUCAAGACCGACGCGCCGCCGUCGGAGCCAGCCAAGAUGCGCCGCAGCCACUCCGCCGGCGGCCGCGCGUACCGGUCCGUGAAAGUCGCCUCGUCGCCGAUUCCCAACGUCGAUCCACCUUCCCCCAAGGUCUCCACCUGCUGUGGGAUCUUCGCGACGCCCAAGCCACCCACCGACGGCCGACGGCGCUGCGGCGGCAGGCAGCAGCCGCCUCGGAAGCAGAUGAAAAAGGCAAGUAAUCGCACUUGAAUUUUUUCCCCUGAAUCAUAGGUCCGAAUUUUGCCAAUAUGGGUUUACUCUUAGAUGAAGGGGGGAAUUCAAAAUCCGUUGCCGGGGGCGAUCUGUUGAACCACAAAGAAAGGAAUCCAUCGAAAAUGGGGGGAAAAUACACCAAAUUUCACGGCUUUAUUCUUCUCUUUCAUUUGGGUUUGUUUGUUCUUUUUCUGGGUUUGUAAAAAGUUUUCUUUUUACGGUGGGUUUGGAUUGGAUUAGCGAGUUUGUGGAUGUACAAAGAUGAUAGAUAUGUAGAACGAUGAAAGCAGCUGAUUUUCAAUUCGGAGGUUUCUGAAAGUUUCAUGUUUGCCAAUUUUAGUCCUCUGUUUUCUUCUUUUGGAUUGAGAACUCACAUGAUAAAGCAGCUGAUUUUCGAUUCGAGGGUUUUCGAAAAUCCCGGAUUCGAAUUCAAGCUGCGAUGUUCCACCAAUUUUAGUUCUCUGUUAUUCAUCUCUGGUUGAGUUAUAGAUUCAUGAGCUAUUUAAUCUUUAUGAUCAUCGAUCAUCGAUCUGAUUCAGAUUAUGAAUAUCCUAAUGAUGAUUCUUCGGUGAUUAAAUUUUGGUAAUCAAU
Molecule: messenger RNA, 1132 nt
Organism: Linum trigynum
Lineage: Eukaryota; Viridiplantae; Streptophyta; Magnoliopsida; Malpighiales; Linaceae
Source: the annotation of a GenBank genome assembly